AUGAGAUAAUAUUGGAAUAUUCAAGUUUUCAUUGUGUUGAUCUACGUGGAACAGAAUAUUGGACAUUGUGUUAUUGAAAAAUGUGAUACGAAUCAAAAAGAUAGUAUUUAAAACUCUUCAAAAAUGGACCAAGCUGUCAGCAUCGAUUCCAAUAAGAGGGGGAAUCUAGAAGACCUCUCUAAAGAUGAUCUUAUCAAAAAGUGUAUCCAUUUGUUAACUAUAGCCCAGAAAGCUAAGCAAGCUAAAAGCAUAUUACAAGAAGAAAAUGCUAAGCUGAAAGACGAUUUUGAAAGAAACUUAUCUGCCUCCCAAGAAAUGAUAGAAAAUCUUACCCAACAAAAAUUAUCCCUGACGAGCAAUGUUGAUGAAUUGAAAACCCAGAAUAAAUUCUACAUUGAGAAGAUUAAAGUGUCUGAAGAUGACUUGAGAGAAUGUCAGGAACUGCUAAACUCCUCUGAUAAUGAAAACAUUUCAUACCAGCGGCAAAUCAGCAGAUUAACAGAAGAGAAUGAACAACUCCUUAAUGAUUUGGAUGCCUUAGAAAAACAAAUAGAGAAAUUCAAAGAUAUUGGUGUACAGCAGCAAACCCAACUACUAGAGCUUGAGAAAAACAAAACACAAGAUGAUAGGAGGAACAUGGAUGAGUUGCAAGGAAUGUUGAGUGUUAGUUUAGAAGAAGUUAAGAGACUCAAAGUAGAUAACAAUAUGUUACUGGACAAGCUAGACAACCUUCAAACACAGCUGGCUGAAAAAGAUAUAAAUCUAGAAAUAAUUAGUGAAAAAUUAGUUUCCAAAAAUAAUUUAAUGAAGGAGAUGCAAGAGGAGAUUGAUAAUUUAAAAGUAACCAAUGAGUGUGAAGACAAUAUCAAGAGAUUAGAAGAAAACAAUAUGAAAAUGAAAGAAAAAGUGAAACUGUAUCAUUCCAAGAUAGUAAAAUUUGCUUCAAUUGCAAAGCAACUUCAAGAAGAUAAGGACACCAUUUUAGAUCUUUUCAGAGUCUAUAAUGAUCAAGUGAAUGAUUGGAAAGAUAAAUUGCAAGUUGGAGAAAGAUGUCUUGUUGGUUUUAUUUCUAAUAUGGAAUCAGAAAACCUACUUCUGAAACAACAAGUAAUGAAUAGUGACAGUGACCUGGGUAAAAAACUUAGUGAGUUGAAUUUGAACCAUGAAAAUGAAAUUAAAAUUAUCAGGGACCAGUAUGAAAAUGAAAAAUCCCAUAUUUUGAAAAAACUGAACAGUAAAGAGGAGAUUAUUGAAAAUAUGAUGAAGGAAAACCAAUUACUCAAGCAGAAUAUGAAUGAUUCCAAACAAGAUGAAAAUAUUUUUGAUGACAAGAUGAAAGAGGUUAAUGCUAGUAAUGAAGAUCUGAAAAAAAUGAAUGACAAGCUCAAAAAUGAAACAUUGUUGUUACAAGAUAAAGUACAAUGUAUGGAGAAACUCAAUUCUGAUUUAUCCACAAAUAUCAAUAAACUUGCUGAAACUAUUGAAGAACACAACAUUCUCAUUGACAGUUUAAGAUCUGAGAAUCAAGCAGUGAAAGAAAAUUGGGAAGAGUUGAAACUGUCAUGUAAACAACUGGAAACUGAAAAUAUUUUCUUGAAUACUCAGCUGAAAGAAUCCAUUCCAAGGAAAGAGUGUGAAGAAAUCCAAAUAAAAUUGAGAAAAACUGAAUUAGAUCUACAGCAGAAUCAAGAAUUUCUAGAAAGGUUGAAAAUUAACUACCAAAAUUUUAAAACUGAGAAGGAUAAGACACUCAAAGAACUAGAAAAUGAAAUAAGAAUACUACAGAAUGAAAAUACCAAUGUAAGAAAAUCAAAAGAUGAGCUAUUGAUGGAGCUGGAUUUGGUAAAUAGUGAAAAGAAAAACUUCAAAAUAACACUCAAAGAGAAAACUGAUGAAUUCUAUAAAAUACUAGAUGAAAAUCAAAACAAAUUAGUGGAAUAUGAAAAACUCAUCAAAGAACUUCAAAUGCAAAACAAAUCUUCAGAAAAAUUAGGAAGCCUAUCUAGUGAAGAAAUACAUAACUUAGCAGAGGAAAAUAAAUCCCUUAAUAAAGCAAAUGAAAUGCUGCUAGAAAAACUUGAUGAAUAUGAACAAUCUCACACAAAUCUUAAUCAUUCAUAUUGUCAAACUGAUGAGAUAUCCACUGAUGUAAAAAAUGUGGAAGAGCAGUUAGCUCAUCUCAAACAAGAAAAUACAGAACUACUUUCAGAAAUGAAUGAAAUGAAUCAAGCAAUUAAAGAAAGAGGAGGUAACAUUUCAAAACUUGAAGCACACUGUGAAGAAGUAAUGAAAAAACUGCAAAUCUAUGAGACACAGGCUAAUAAAAAUAUUGAUAACAUUACUGAAAAGGAAAAUACUAUUGAAAAACUGAGGAAAGAAUUAGAACAACUGAAAUCUGAAGAAAAUGUCACUGGUAAUAAUGAUAAUAAUAUAGAGACCCAAGAGAUAAUCUCAUUAAAAAAGGAGAUAGAGAUGCUCAAAGAAAGAAUCAAUUCUAAUUUUGACACUAGCUAUGCUGAUAAUGAUGCAAUGUCAACUUCAACUAUUUCACGUACUGAUGAAAGCAAUAGGCUUAAGGACUUAGAAGGCUCUUGGGAAGAAAGAUAUGGAAAACUAAGAAAUUUAGCUAUCAAACUCAAAGGAAAAAUCCGGGAGCUAACCCAAGCAGUUAAUAAACAAGAAACUGAAAAGGAAGAAUUGCAGAAAAAACUUGCACUGAGCCAUAAAACUAUUCAGAAUCUACAAAACCAAUCUGACAAGUUGGAAGAUGAACUAGAAUGCACAAGAAAAGAGAAUAAGCAAUAUCUAAGUAGAUUGAAUGUUGUAGCAAAUGAUAUAUCCAAGGACAAACUGUCAUUAGCUGAUAAAGAUGAAAUUAUAAAUGAUUUGAGGCAAGAAAUAGAAAACUUCAAAAAGGAGAAACAAGCUACAGAUAUCUGGAAGAAACAAGUUAGUGUUAAAGUCCAAACUCUGAGAAAAGAACUAGAAGCUAAUAACUUACUCAAAAAAGAUUUUGAAUCAAAGAUAUUGAAUCUCUCAAAUGACUUGGAUGCUAAAGAACAAGCAUUAAAAUCUGAAAUUGAGAGUCACAAGCAUACCAAAUCAUUAUUGGAACAAUCUAACAAUGAGUGUAAGAAACAUUCUGUCCUGAAUCUGGAAAUGCAGGACUAUGAGAGAAGUAAUAAAGAAACAUCAAAAAAGCUAGAUAAACAGCUGGAAGAAAUAACAAAACUCAAAGGUCAAGUAGAGUCACAUAAAACAACUAUAAAUGCUUUGAGAGAGCAGAAUAAAAUUGUAGAAGAAAGGUUAGCAGAAUCAGAAAAAAACACCACCUCUCUAACUUUUGAAAUAACAACACUGAAAAAGAAGAUUUUAACACUAGAAGAUGAAAUCUCCCAUAAAAUUGACAAAAUCCACAAUCUGACUCAGCUAUUAGAAACAUCUCGUUCUGAGACUGAAGAACUUUCAACUGAGUUAUCAAAAGUUAUUGCUGAACACCAAAAGGCUAACAACAAUUUGAAAAAUGAACGGGACCAGUUACGUUCUCAAGUGUUGGGACUCCAACAGAAUUUGAGAGAAGUACAAGAUAACCUCCAGCUGAAGACUGAUGAACUGAGAGUGAUUCAAAUGGAAUAUGAAGGAUACAAGGUGAGGGCUCAAAGUGUUCUGAGACAGAACCAGAACAGGGAUGUUGGUAUGGAGGAAAAACUGUCAGGAGAAGUUGCUCUAUAUAUUAGUCAAAAUGCUACAUUGACAGAUAAACUUAAUCAAAAUAUGGAGAAAUUGAAGUCUUUGGAAACAUCACAUGAGAAGCUUCUCAAGGAAAAUGAAAUUGAUAACAAGAAGUUGACAGAACUGGAAGGAGAAAUCCAUGAAUUGAAAAAUCAGUAUGCUGAAUUGUCUGCUAAACAUGAAAGAACUAUUGCAGUUAAUGCAGAAACUGUCAGGAGUUUGAAGGUCCACGCCGACACCCUCUCCCAAUGCUACCGCCAGCAGAUCUCCGAGCAGGAAGUCCGCCACAACCGCGAGAUCGUCGAGCUGCAGAGCCGGCUGGAGAAGCCCCCGACGCCCACAGAGGCCCACCCCGCGCUGCCCACCGCCGCCCGCGAGGAGGGCGAGGGCUCAGAAAGCGUCGAGUCGGCCCUGGUCGUCGGCAGUGGACAUCCUGUGCCUUUGGAGCGGCUGCUCGGCUCCGAGUCCGAGCAGGAGAUCGGGCGGAUGGAGAAGCGGCUAGCCGAGCAGGAGGCCAAGGUGGUACAUCUGACGGCGCUGUUGUCGGAUACGGAGCAGGAUCUGUUGAAGCAUGUACAGAUGAACAAACUGCUCAAAGAGGAGAUCAGAAGGCAGCAAAGGUCGGAGGAGAGGGAGAAACACGCCGAGAACUUGGAAUAUCUCAAGAAUGUUGUCUUUAAGUUUGUUACCUUGAAUAGUGGAGAUGAACGAACUCGAUUAGUACCAGUAUUAAAUACUAUACUUAAAUUAAGCCCCGACGAGACGAAAAAGUUGAACCUCGUAGCAAAGGGUGACGGAAGCCUGAAAGGGUGGACUAACUACUUGCCCGGAUGGUCUUCACCAAGUAAACCAGAAUAAAAAUAGUUAUUCUGGGUAUGGGGCCUUCUUACUUACGCCAGUGUAAAUAUUUAAAUAUGUAUUAUUGAUAAUUUAUAAAAAUUUUAAUAAAUAAUAACUUAUAUG
Molecule: messenger RNA, 4695 nt
Organism: Phaedon cochleariae (mustard beetle)
Lineage: Eukaryota; Metazoa; Arthropoda; Insecta; Coleoptera; Chrysomelidae
Source: the annotation of a GenBank genome assembly